Pelmatolapia mariae (spotted tilapia) is the source of this 1095-nucleotide messenger RNA. RefSeq names its product TPA-induced transmembrane protein. Bases 16 to 783 code for a protein of 255 amino acids. The record is from RefSeq and is a predicted model, not a curated record. Lineage: Eukaryota; Metazoa; Chordata; Actinopteri; Cichliformes; Cichlidae. The transcript is spliced from 7 exons.
UUGCCCAGGAUCACCAUGGUUGAUAUUCAGAUGGAUAUAUUGAAAUCCUCAGAUGAACUCGAUGGAGCACCGGUUUCACGUGCUCAUGGGGGGACAUGUGUUACAUAUGUUGAUGCCAACACGUAUUCCAGUCCAACCGAAGCAGAGAGUCUUCUGCAACAGGGAAAUGGUACUAAUGGAGUGCAGACAUCUCCAUGUGAUGUAGAGUCUCAAAAAUCUGGAAAGGACUGCACUAUGCGUGGGAUAAAGAAAGAGCUGAAUGAGAAAGUCUUCUGGGAAAUUAGAUUAUGGAUGGUCAUAAUAUUCAUCCUCAUUGUCAUCAUUGCAGUGAUUUUUACUUCACUGGCUAUAUGUGCAGCGAUCCAUCAGGAUGAGGAUGACAUAUUUGACCCUUCAUCGUUUACAGUCAUUCAGAAUUUCCGUGGGAGCUUCCAGAUGCCAAACCAGGUCUUCACAGAGGAACUCAGCACCAAUUCCUCCAAUAAAAGCCAAACACUGGCUAAAGAACUAGGAACAAAGCUCUCUGACCUCUACAAAACCUCAUCUGCACUGGGGCGAUACUUCAUCAACGUAGAGAUACGGGCUUUCAGGGACGGUUCAGUCAUUGCUGACUACAAGCUGACAUUUCACAUGCCUGAAGAGGAGAAGGAUCAGCUGAGGAAUUUUACUCUGAGCAGGGAGAUGGUGUACAACGUGUUCAGACAGUUUCUUUAUGACCAGGAAUCUGAAUCGGACCCAAUGUUCAUUGAUCCAGAUUCCCUAAAAAUGGCUUUAGGAAACUGAGGACAAGAAGUUUACAACGAGACCAGAAAACCAGUUCUUGGUUUCUUUUUAGUUUUUAUGAGCCACUAAACCUCCAUGAUGUCACGUCGAUGUCAUUGUUUUCUCAUGAGACUGCAUAUGAGACGUCUUUACCACAGGACGCUACAUGACCAUAGUUGCGCCACCCCGCAAGUAAUGGUAGUCAUGUGUGUGUUUGUGUGCAGGGUAUUUUUUUAGGUUAAAAUAUAACCUAUAGUCAAACUCACAAAAAAUGGAAAACAAACACAAAAAACAUGUUUUUUUGAAAGAAAUACAUUGAGAUAUUGUACUUAA